CCCUCCACCCACCGCCAUUUUUCUUGCACGGAGCCCAUCAACCUCUAGCAAAUGGGUUGAGGCACUUUCUUGCCUCCUCCAUUAGCCUCGUGCUUGUAGAUAGAGGCACUUUACGGUGCCAGCAACAGAUGACCUUUUUAUGUUUGCAUUUAAGCCUAGUUUUUCCUCAUGAUUUUUGUUUUCCGGCCAGCCUGGUCACCAGUUCUGAUUCUGUCCUCACCCCCGCCUUUUAAAAUCUCAUUAUUCUUUCCCUUAAUGUGUGUUUCUGUUAAAAAAUAAGGCUCUUGUAAUUUAGUCAGUCCUUUAAUUCCCCCUCCUUCCCCUGCAGCUAGAGAGUUGUACACAUAUGCAAAAAUGUGACUUAAACACACACGGGAGAAAGCAAUCCAACAUGUUAAAACAAAACUGAGCUUGGUUAAAAACUAGAAAUUCCAGCCUUGCCAGCCACAGAAGUUAUGAAAGCUUGGAUGUGUAUUUAUACACAAAGUGAAUGACGGGAUUAUUUUUAUUCUGCUUAAACUAGGUAUUGUGGAAGGAGAAAUGAAGAGGACUUUAACUGACAAUUCAAACCGCUCUACUGCAGGCUACUUUCCAGUCCCACUGUUCAAUCAGAAAAAAAGGAACAGGCAACCACUCACUUCAAACCCACUUAAAAAUGAGCUAUGUACCAGCAAACCAGCUGAAAAUGUGGAUUAUUCUGCCAUGCUAGCUGAUUUUGAAUGGGAAACUGCAAAGCCAGAACCAACUCGAUUACAGAAAACAAUCCCAGCAGAGCUUCCUGUUCCACCUUCAGUGUUAAGACACCCAAACGCACCAACAUCAGCUGUAUCACAAGCAGGAAAGAACUUCAACAACUGGAGACUAGAGGAGAAAAACAACACUUGGAAAAGAAACAACUUCCCAGCUUUGGGCAGUGGAACAGACAACAGGAAGGGUUCACAGCUUGACAAGAGUCCAGAGUGUUUGAUGGGAACUGGAUCAAAGCAACAGAAAUCAGCUGGCUAUUCACAUGGUAGCAAGGCAAGAGGAGCAGAACAAAGCUAUCCAGCCACAGCCCAAUGGCCAGCUGGAAAGAACACAGGGCCGAGGGGCCCACAGGGUCAGAGUACACCGUAUACAUUUAAACCCAGCCCUUUACAACAAAAAGUUAACGAGAAAAAAGCUGAUUGUGCUCAAGAUGUCAAAAUCGUUCAGAAAGGGCCAGCGGCGUUUCAAGCAAAACUGCAGGAAAAAGACAAUUCUCUCAGAAUUAUAUCUGUCGUCAUUGAAAGCAUGAAACACUGGAGUCAGUAUACGAAUAAAGUGCCACUGUUAUUUGAGGUCUUGGGCGUCCUGGAUUCUGCAGUCACCCCUGGGCAGUACGGAGCCAAGACUUUCCUGUUAAGAGACGGGAAGGAGAGCAUGCCAUGUGUAUUCUAUGAGAUUGACCGGGAGCUGCCAAGGUUAAUCAGAGGUCGAGUACACAGAUGCAUGGGAAACUAUGACACAAAACGCAAAGUCUUCAAGUGCGUCUCCGUCAGACCUGCAACGGUUCCUGAGCAACAAACUUUCCAGAAUUUUGUCAAAAUUGCAGACGCUGAGAUGAGCAAAUAUGUCAAAACAAGCAACGAAGUUUAACUUACACACAUAUACUAGGAACCAUAAUAUGGGCAUAAUACGAAAUAUUUAUUAAAGCUCAUAUUUUCAGCACCGAUAUGAAAGCAUCACCAUAACAUGUUACCUAAAAUAAAGUAGU
Molecule: messenger RNA, 1735 nt
Organism: Podarcis muralis (Common wall lizard)
Lineage: Eukaryota; Metazoa; Chordata; Lepidosauria; Squamata; Lacertidae
Gene: SPATA22
Product: spermatogenesis associated 22
Biological process (GO): gamete generation; meiotic DNA repair synthesis; homologous chromosome pairing at meiosis
Source: RefSeq, a predicted model, not a curated record